CACGCCCCCAGGUCCCUUUUUCUUUGUACUACAAGUGAUGAAGUUUUUUUUCCAGAUCACAUGAGCCAGGAUGAAGGGGGAAAAUCCUGCCAGGAACAGAGAUGGGCUGCAGCUUGAACCUGAUCAAGCGGAGAUACAGAGCAGUACCCUGAGAGCUAUAUAAGAAUGUGCUCAGCACAAGAGCAAACACUUUUUCAGGUGAAGGACUCUCAUGAAUCAGCCAUGCAUGAGAAUGAAGACACCGUUUCAAGGAGGCUUGGAGCCACUAACAAAACAAGUUUGUAUUUCACCAUCGCUACCCUUGUUGUGUUACUCGUCUUUGCAUUAGCCACCAUCAUGGUCUUAGUUGUUCAGAGGACGGCAGCUGAUCCUGCCAUGGAGGGCAUUGCAAAACCUAUCACGACAGGGAACACCUCCGAAGACUAUUUAAGAAUCCUACAGAAUGUCCCGACCAAGAGAGCCGCUGCGUACAUGAGAGUGUCCAAUCCAGUAAACAGUUCAAAACUGAGCUUGGUCGAGAAGGGUAUUUGUGAAGACAUCCAGUGCAAGAGCGAAGAGCUGGUGAUAAGGAAACAAGGCCUCUACUUGAUCUAUUGCCACUUGAACUUUCAUUUUCCCAACUGUUCAAACAGCCCUACCGACCUCAAGAUAGAGCUCCUUGUAAAUGACAAAGUCCACAGGCAAACAUUAUCCACAUGGUGCGCAUCAGAAACAUGCCAAGAAAAGACUUUUAAGACCUUGUUCCAGCUCCAUUUGACUUACCUGAAUGUGAAGGACCGAAUAUCAGUAACACUUAAUCAUCCUAAAUUCUUGAAUGAAAUCUCUCUUCCCAAUGAAAACGUUCUUGGGGUCUUGAGGUACAGCGAUGAAAUGUGAGCAGCUCUCUGACUUCCCACUGCUGCCCAGACUUAACUUUCUCUGAACAACAGUAGCCUGCUUUUACUAGGCAAUAUCUUAUUUUAAAUUUCCUAUCUUACCUCAUCACUAGGGUAAACAAGGAACUUUGUGAGUGUCCCAGAACGAAACCUAAAACACUGCAAGACCCACACCUGACAGAUUCCUCUGGUUUGGCUCAGGGUAGGAUUGUUGUUGGAUUAUCCAGAAUAUAACCCACAGAUCUGCCAAUGGUUCCUCUAAACGAUACUAUGUAAGCACAGAUUAAAAGGUAACCAGAUUAUGGGAAGAAUACGCAAUAUCGAGACUUUUUGGCUAAUGGACUGCUGGCAAGGUGCCUGUGCUCAGGAGAUGGGGAAAUCUUUUUAACUGAAUUUUAUGGAGUAGUAUUUUGAUGUGGUCUUUCCAAAAAACUGACAGUCAGAGCUUGUAAUCAAGGCUUUCUUUACAACUGGAGCACGCAACCACAACUCUGGAGUAGGUUUAUGGAUAGAUCAUACGAAAGCAAAGAUGAUGAAAUUAUUGACUCUCAGGCUGGUAGCUAAAACUCUGGGACAGGACAUAGGAGAUGUGGAACUUACGGGAUAUUUCUGUGCUGCAUUCUGCUAUGGACUUUAUGCAAUUUACUUCCAAGUGUCUUCCUUUUCACUAUUUAUCUAUCUUUUCUAUUUAAAUAUUAAGCCUUUUGGGGAAGAGACUUUGUGUAUGCACAGUGCUCAGCCUCUGUUCUCACCUGGGGUUUCUAGACCUUUUCAUAACAAAUAUUAAAAUAGUAAUCUAGUUGCAAAUCUGGCCACAUAGCAAAGUUCAUUAUGACACAUUUUCCUCAAUUCCUGUCCUGCCCAUUUAACAGUACCCUGCAUGACACCAGACCACCCUGGUGUGUAAAUACACCUCUAACGCCUGCACUUUCUGAAAACCCAAGAUUUAGAUUUGAGGUCCAGACUUUCCCAAAGACAAUUUCAGACCUGGCCCUCAGCUGAGAGCUGUGGUCUUUGAGCAGUCCAGAGGAUAGAUGUUAUUUGAGCUUCUUUGGCUUACUGGAAAGCUUAGAUAAAGACAGAUAAAGGAGUACUCUCAGGCCCUCUUAUUCUAUGAAUUGCAGUAACACAGGCAUUUAUUUGAAAUUUUAUUCUUACAGUGUGGGGAGGGAAGGGAUCAAAAAGUUACAAAAACUGGUACCAGUUCACUCUUUCCUCUUUUCCCUUCAUCCCUGAGAUGCCACCAAGGUCUACUUUCACUGGUAUUUGAGUUUUUCCCCUUGCAUACCUAUACCUUCUUUCUUUUACAUGACUAGAUCUUGGUGAACUGUUCACAUCAAAACAUUUAGUCACAGAUUUAGUUUCUGCCUUCAGAAAUCCAGUGUUUUAUUAUUCAAGCUUACUUUAUGUUGUCAGCUGAUGUAGCUUAGUUUGUGUGAGCACACUCAAAAUACUCCUAAUAGUAGUAAUUUGCUACUUGCGUUAUGUCACCAGAAACUCAUGGUACGUAUUGGUGAGGUUUCGUCCUAUUGACCAGGUGACUUCAAAAUACACAAGAAACUUUCAAAAGGUGAUAAGCAAUUGAUAUGAGUCACUGCUAGAGAUACCUGCUUUCUGUCUUGAUAAACGUUGA
Messenger RNA from Aquila chrysaetos chrysaetos, 2508 nucleotides. RefSeq names its product tumor necrosis factor ligand superfamily member 8-like. The transcript is spliced from 4 exons. Gene Ontology annotation, cellular component: membrane. The record is from RefSeq and is a predicted model, not a curated record. Lineage: Eukaryota; Metazoa; Chordata; Aves; Accipitriformes; Accipitridae. Gene Ontology annotation, molecular function: tumor necrosis factor receptor binding. Gene Ontology annotation, biological process: CD8-positive, alpha-beta T cell differentiation; immune response. The coding region runs from base 166 to 876 and encodes 236 amino acids.